This is a messenger RNA of Zea mays, 1205 nucleotides long. RefSeq lists its product as uncharacterized. The record is from RefSeq and is marked predicted. Lineage: Eukaryota; Viridiplantae; Streptophyta; Magnoliopsida; Poales; Poaceae.
AAAUUCUGAACUAAUCACUUACCUUAUAAAUUAUACUACAUCUUUAUAAGUGAUGAAAAUAUUUUAACAUCACACAUGCCUACCAAAAUUCUAUUCGGUACACUAAUUUCGCUAAUUGGCCGGAAUAGCGAAAUAACUCUCUAUAACUGAACCUGGCUCGAUAAUCGCAAGAACUGCGAAGUCGACGAGAGUUUCGUGACUUACGCAAUUUAUGGAGCACCUUAAUGAGCAUCACACUAGCACAUUAAUUUACUCAUCGAUCGAACUAUUCUAAAUAAUUUAUCAGCUUACCGUUUCCACAGCUGACACGAAUCCACGAGAUCGGUAGCGAUUUUCCGAUCCAAGCAAUUUGUCGAGCGCUUAGGGAAUAUCGCGCUGCUAGCUUCGUCUUCACCCGAUUCUUGGGAUUUUUUUACUGACGCGCGGAACGACGACGAGAUCGUGUCCGAGUGAAUUUUAUGACGCGGACUGGGGAAGGACUUGGCGAUAACAAUGAGCUGGAGCGUUGGUGAGCUUGAAAAUUCAAUGGCGAAAUCGGCGGCGAAUAGAGAGCUUCGCGCGUGGCCAACAGAGAAUUUGCGCGCAGAGGAACGACAAGGCUGAGCGCGCAUUAGGGAGAAACGCCGGCUGAAGACAGAACCGAGCUGGGACUUCCACGGAACGGCACGUGGGUGGAUUCCAUGGCCAGAGCGAGCACUGCUGAAGGGGACCGAGCUCGACAAAGGCGCGAGCGAGCAGAGGGCAAAACGCGGGGGAAAACUGGAGGGGAGCUUGGCGGCCAUGGCUGGAGCGCCGCAGCGCGCGACGCUGGGAGAUCGGCAUGGCGCAGGCGCGCAGGGAACUUCACGGCUGGAAGGAGACCAGAGAGAGAGAGACGCGGUGCAGGGGAGCUUCAGGGAAGAACGGCGCCAUGGGAGCUUCGACGGCGGCUAUGGAUAGCGAAAGCUGUGCGCGGCCAGCCGAGGAGCAAGGACGACCGCGGUCUGGCGAGCUGGAGGCCAAGGUAUAACCAGAGGAGCUUGGCGAGGGCAGAGCUUCAUGGCUGCACGAUGCUGAAACGACCAGGCGAGGUCGACCACUGCAGGGGCGGCAGCCAAGCACGACGAGCAGGGAAGUACGCCCAAGAAAAGCUGAGCACGGAGGGAGAAGAACUGGAGCGUGCUGAGGAGGAACUGUUGCGCGCCUGCCGUUCGGCAUGGUGAAGA